This is a messenger RNA of Carlito syrichta (Philippine tarsier), 2118 nucleotides long. It is a transcript of the gene RALB, whose product is annotated as RAS like proto-oncogene B. Gene Ontology annotation, molecular function: GTPase activity; GDP binding; GTP binding. Gene Ontology annotation, cellular component: plasma membrane. NCBI's taxonomy places the organism in Eukaryota, Metazoa, Chordata, Mammalia, Primates, Tarsiidae. The transcript is spliced from 4 exons. Bases 54 to 674 code for a protein of 206 amino acids. Gene Ontology annotation, biological process: Ras protein signal transduction. The record is from RefSeq and is a predicted model, not a curated record.
GCUCUUCAGCUGGGCCUUCUGCUUGUGUGUGGCACCCUCAGAAGACCAGCAGGAUGGCUGCCAGCAAGAGUAAAGGCCAGAGCUCCUUGGUCCUUCACAAAGUGAUCAUGGUUGGCAGUGGCGGGGUUGGCAAGUCGGCCCUAACGCUCCAGUUCAUGUACGAUGAGUUUGUAGAAGACUAUGAACCUACCAAAGCUGACAGUUAUAGAAAGAAGGUGGUUCUUGACGGAGAAGAAGUCCAGAUAGAUAUUCUGGAUACCGCCGGACAAGAGGACUAUGCAGCCAUUCGUGACAACUACUUUCGGAGUGGGGAAGGCUUUCUGCUGGUGUUCUCCAUUACAGAACACGAGUCCUUUACAGCAACUGCCGAGUUCAGGGAACAGAUUCUCCGCGUUAAGGCUGAAGAAGAUAAAAUUCCUUUGCUCGUUGUGGGAAACAAGUCUGACUUGGAGGAGCGGAGGCAGGUGCCCGUGGAGGAGGCCAGGGGCAAGGCUGAAGAGUGGGGUGUGCAGUAUGUGGAGACGUCAGCCAAGACUCGGGCCAACGUGGACAAGGUGUUCUUCGACCUAAUGCGAGAAAUCAGAGCAAAGAAGAUGUCAGAAAACAAAGACAAGAAUGGCAAGAAAAGCAGCAAGAACAAGAAAAGUUUUAAAGAGAGGUGUUGCUUACUGUGAACACCAAGAUGGUGGCUGAAGUCGGUGUAGUCGCAAAGGACAUGGGGCUGGGUUCAUGGAGAGAAGGCUGGAGCUGACUCUUGCUUGUGCUUCCUGCUCUCCCCGUCUCACUCACUCACGUGCUUCUUUAAAUGGGGAAAAAUACUUGCGACUCAGUGACUGGCAGAAGAAAUAAGCCGUGGUUCAUGCAGCAGGACAGCUGCUCUGUCAGGAGGUUUCGGAGUUUCUUUCUUGCCUCCUUCCCUCUCAGAAGCUUAACUAGUUAUGUAGUGCUGCAGGUGGAAAACAGUCAAGUGUUAAUUACAGAGAAAAAGUCAGAGUAUCUUAUUUUCAUCCUGGUUUUAUAACAUGACCAUCUUUUGUUCCCAAACAAAAAUGUCUUAUUAGGUUUUGGAAGAGGUGGAGUAAGACACCCCCAACCUUCAUCAGUUUAGCAGCAGUGCUGAAUAAAAUCCAUUUAGCUUUAAUGACAAUGAAAACAAUCCACAGAUGUUUUUGGAUAAGUUUCUUGGCAAUGCCAUGUUGAAGGAUAGCUAAAAAAUGAAUCUGAAUUGUGCCGAAUAGGUUGAUACCAAGCUUAUGAAUCCUCCUCACAUAUGAAAAAUUGUGAAAGUUGUGAAUUGCUUUCUUCGUACUUAAAUAUUGGCCAGUAAUAGUCUGUGUUGACUGUUUUUCUCCUGUGAUAGCAACUUGAUUUUCUUGAAGGAACUCUUUUUGGUAGGCUAAGUGAAGACUCAAGAGUAUUGUGCGUGGUAAAUGACCCCCUUUUCUCCAGUCAUUUCUAUUUUUUGAAGUUCUUUGGCUCAGUCUUCACGUCAUUACCAGUCGCUUCUUCUCCACUGUGAAGGCAUCUGCCUUCCUGAUCAUGGUCACUUGCAUACAAAGGUCGAGUAAGCCUCUUCUUUAAGUGUCACACACAUUCUUCUGAAAGACGUGAUGAGUUAAAGUUGUAUUCUAAGAUGCUGAAGCCAGAGCCUGGGCCAGACCUUCUGCUACCUCUCACAGAAUUGCUGUGUAAUUCUACAUUUAAAAUUAGAAGUGGGGACAGGUAAGAUAAGCCAUCAUUCCUUACCUCUGAGACUUGGCUGCUGUUUCUAAUGUAAUGCUUUCCCGAGACAGCCAUAGAACUAGAAGUAGAAUUUUCACUGAUGAGAUAUUGUAACUCUUUCUUGUUGUAUCAGUGUUCUAAAUUCAGUAAUCAGAAAAAUCAGGAAAGGAGCGCUGUGAUAAAAACCCAGCAUUGGGCACAUUUUCCCCAUUUUUCAGAAGUGACAUUUCAUGCAUAGGUGCCAAAAGUGAAUGGGAGUGGGGAUAGUGGAAGCCUUUGGCAUUAUGGUUAUUGCAGAGACUGGAGAAAUUGUGAUCUGCCUGGAAAACAAUCUUGUAUCACCUCCCAAAGAAUCAUGGACUUUUUUUUGAAUAAAAAACAAAGCAGACAAAUAGA